Messenger RNA from Symbiodinium necroappetens, 740 nucleotides. The record is from the annotation of a GenBank genome assembly. NCBI's taxonomy places the organism in Eukaryota, Dinophyceae, Suessiales, Symbiodiniaceae.
GUGAUGACUUCGACGAGGCCGUGCGGAACUCGGCAGGGAGAAGCCUGGGCUCGUCGGUUGAGGUGGGUCAGCCAGAGGUACCAUCAAGCUACGCCUUGUAUCCUCGGCUCUCCAUGGACACCAAAACAGGCGUCUCUAGCCAGUUCUGGUGUCCCCUGAUUCAGUCCGUGCCCGCGCACAGACGAGCCGCACCUCCUAGGAUGCACUUCUUGACCGAUCCGGCCGAGCCCGAGGGAGCGCCUGCGGGCCAGGGCCACGAAGACCUCGUCACUGUGCUGGAGGACCGUGCGAGGGCGCGCCACAUGCGCAGUGGAAGCCUCAUGUCCCAGUUCAUGAGGUCAUUCGCUCAGAACAUGAAGUAUGCCGUUCUUCAAGACAGCAAGGGCGACAUGCCAGAGGAGGAACGGCAGCGGCAGAUGCGAGCCAUUGAGGCUGCAAAGGCUCAGCAGGAGCAGCAAGGAGGAUCGGGCUGGAGCGCGAGCCCCCGAGAACCGACUCACGACUUGGCUCUUCUCCAACAUCGGCCCAGGAGGCAGCCGGCGGCCCUUCAGGCUAGUUGGCAGCGAUUCAUAUCUUGUCUUUACGAGUUUCAGCAUCUCCGACUUCAGUUUGGAUUGUCGGUGAUUUUGCGGUGGCUCUUCGGGGACAUGUGGAGAGCGGGUCAGUUCUGCUUGGCAGGCGAGCGCAGUCAAUGUGACCGAGCUGCCGGUUCUGUAGAACUUCUUGCCGACUCGAUGUAA